UGUUUUAAAUAUGCCACACACUGAUACACUUUAAGCUGCCAUUAAUUUUUCCACCUACCCGACCAGCUUUGCUACCUUAGUCAAACUUCAGUCGGAGUAUAAGAUCGGAGCAGCUGAUCUCGCCGUAGAACUCCCCUCCCGUCGCCACCGCCGAUCAAUGAUGCUCUCUACUCUCAAACCCGUCGUGGGUUCUCUUCCUUCCAGCUCCGCACCACACGGUUCCCGUGUAAAUGCGCCGCCGGCUACAAUGCUGAGGGUCAAUCCCAAGAUUUCUACUUCACUUGCUCUCCAGGAAAGAGGCAAGGAAGAGAGGCUGCAGGCACAGGAAACUCGGGCCGCUGUUUCAAGAAGAGAUGUUAUGGGCAUAGCAGCCGCGGGGCUUGGCAUUUCCUUGGCUAAGCCUGCUGAGGCCGUCGAGGUAGCUAGUUCCGGGAACCCAAUCUCACAGUUUCUUGAUCUGCUCAAGGACUUGGUAGGGACACCGAAGCCAAAACCAGAAGUCGAUGAACCAAAAACCGAAAGCAAGCCCGAGUUACCAAAGCCAAAAACCGUAGGGGAUGAAGAGCCGCCAGUUGAUAACAAGGCCGAGCCAUCGGAUCCAAAAACCAAAGGUGAAGUGAAAGCUGAGACCGAAGCAGUUGGCGAAAACUGAGAAUGGCCAUUCCUCGGUUUUUUUCUGUCAUGAAAAAGCUUUAAUAUUUGCCAUCUUUAUUAUGUAUUAUUGUAAUUCAUGGAUGACAUAAUCUUCCAGGAAUCUUUACUGACUUUAAGGUUGAUGAUACAUUAUCCACUUUUUCUUUUUUAUAUAUUUGUGUAGGAGUGAUGAGAGUUAGGAAGAAGGGGGAAAAAGGAAAGGGGGCUUUGAGUUCUGGGCA
Molecule: messenger RNA, 875 nt
Organism: Ipomoea triloba (trilobed morning glory)
Lineage: Eukaryota; Viridiplantae; Streptophyta; Magnoliopsida; Solanales; Convolvulaceae
Exons: 2
Coding region: 158-652 (164 amino acids)
Source: RefSeq, a predicted model, not a curated record